CUUCUUCUUCUUCUUCUUCUUUUUUUUACUAAUAAGCCCUCAACAGGGAUCAUGACAUCAGAAGCCAAGGUUAAAUUAUUAGCAGUCAGUUUUUAAAGUCAGAGUGCAGAAAAGAUCCCCAGUCUGAACUGUUCCUUGGGACAAGUUGUUCCUUUUCACCAAGACCAGGUGCGUCGGAGAAGCUGCAGAGACCCCUGGGCACUUAGGGACCCUUGCCGGGUUUUUCCUACCCUAUAUAUAGGGGAAGGGAGCUACAGGUCAGCCCUGGAGGGACUGGGGCUACUGUUGGCAGGUGUAACACCAGUGUCCUGCUGAGUAGAAAAGGAGAGGGUGGAGCCUGGGACUCCAAGGUGCACCUGUGGAGCGGACCUGAGAUUCCCAGGCUGUGUUCUCUGUCAGCUGGCCUAUUGUGAUCAAAUGCGGGCUGGGCAGUGCCUUCUGUGACUUCAACUCCUGCUUGCUGGAGUCUGGGAUAGAAGCCAUGGCUGUCCCAAAGGACCAGUCAACCUCCACCCGCAUGAACUGUUGUGCUUUCAUGGCUGAGAGUUGCUCACUGACUGAUGGCUGGUACUUUUGUGACCAAAAUCAUAACCGCACUAACAAAGAGGCGGCCUUGCGCUAGCGGUUGUGCUCCGCGCUGGACAGGACACCGCGUAGGUGGGCAGACAAGCUUCAUGCGCGCUGGGCGUAGGUAGCACCCGAAUGUUCAGGACAGACACGAGGGGCUUGGGAAAGGCAUGAAGAUGAAGUCUAGGGCAGAUGAUAAGGGAAAUAAACAUGCUGUGUCGGGUCGAAUGGCUUUAUCCUUUUUGGAGGCAUUAUCAUGGCCCAUGAUUGGGCUCCCGGAAAGAACACGUCUAGAGGAGGCAUCUGAAGGUGGGUGAGAUUUGAUGGCAUUUGAAUUCCACAAUUAUGACUCUAAUUUCUGCAAUCAGCUCCAGGCUGUGUUGCCUGCUCUCGCCACCAAAAAAAAAAAAAAAAAAAAAACCAUAGGAUGCCGCCGAGGCAGGUCGGAUGGAAGUGGGUUAGGGCAUUAUAUAAGCCGCUCGCGGGAGGGGAGAUGGUCUUUUAUGUGCGCUCCUCCUGCAGCGGCGGCGGCGGCGGCGGCGCGAGCGGCGGCGCAGGUUGAUUUAGAACGCGGAUGACAGUGGCCUGGCGCGAGCCCACUGCUGACGACAGCGGCUUAGCCCGCUCGGUUUCCAUGGCGACGGGCCGGAGCCGCGGCGGCGGCGGGGCUGUCAGCGAGCGCGGCGGAGCUCGCGCGCCCGCGGGGCUCUGCAGGCGGCGGGAGGAGGCCGGGGCCGGGGCCCGCGCGGCAGACAUGGACUUGCACUGGGACUGCGCCGCCGACUCGCCGGCCGCCGAGCAGCCGUCGGGGAAGAUCAACAAGGCCGCCUUCAAACUGUUCAAGAAGAGGAGGUCGGGUGGCACCAUGCCCAGCAUUUUCGGGGUCAAAAACAAAGGGGACGGGAAGAGCCCGGGUCCCACGGGCAUGGUGAGGAGCAGGACCCACGACGGCCUGGCCGAGGUGCUGGUGCUGGAGGGCGGCAGGAAGGAGGAGCCGCGCGGCGGGGGCGACGGCGGCGGCGGGGGGCGGCCGGCCCCGGGGCCCCCCCGAGCCGCCGCGGGGCCCGGCGUGGGCGCGCCGGCCGGCAGCUCCGUGGCCAAGUCGCACAGCUUCUUCUCGCUGCUGAAGAAGAACGGGCGGGCGGAGACCGGCAGAGGAGAGCCCGCGGACGCGGGCAAGGCGGGCGGCAAACAAAAGAGGGGGCUGAAGGGGCUGUUCAGCAGCAUGCGCUGGCACAAGAAGGACAAGCGGGGCCGCGGCGAGGAGAAGCGGGCGCGCGCGGCCGGCCCGGGCAGCCUCAUCCUGCCCGGCUCGCUCACCGCCAGCCUGGAGUGCGUCAAGGAGGAAACGCCCAGAGCCGCGCGCGAGCCGGAGCGCCCCGGCGGCGAGGACGCCCCGCGAGGCCCAGCAGGUGAGCUCGGAGGGGGAGAGGAGGUGCCCGCCUCCGCCGGCCGCGCCCCAGCGCGGAGCUGCCGAGAGGCCGGGAGCCCCGGGGACCCCGGCGACAAAGGCGCGCGGGCGGAGGACGCCGCCGCGGCGCAUCUGCGCGCCGAGAAGCCCCGCGCACCCCCGGAGCCGGAGGCCGGCGAGGUCCGCGAGGCCGAGGAUGCUUCCAGGACAGGUGACGUUCCGAUAAAGACUGUCCCCCUUGUCGACUCCGAACGUGGCAGCGGCCGGGCGCCCGCCCUCCCCGACCCUUCUUCCUCUGUUGAUCCGCCCUCAGACCCAUCGGCAGAUCGUAUUUGUUUGAUGUUUUCUGACGUGACUUCACUGAAAAGCUUUGACUCUCUUACAGGCUGUGGAGAUAUUAUUGCAGACCAAGAGGAAGAGGCAGGUCCCAGCUGCGACAAGCAUGCCCCCGGGCCAGGCAAGCCAGUUCUCUCUAAAAAGAACCCCAGCGUGGUGGCCUACCAAGGAGGCGGCGAGGAGAUGGCCAGCCCGGACGGGGUGGACGACACCUAUCUCCAGGAGUUCUGGGACAUGCUCUCCCAGACUGAGGAUCAAGGACAGGCGCCCCAGGAGGCAGCGGCCAAGGCGGCCCCCGCGCUGGAAACCAAGGGGGUGCCCGAGACCUCCAAGGACGCCAGGUGCGUGGAAGUGGCCAAGGACGUGUCCUCGGUCAAGCGCAGGAGGCUCAACCGGAUUCCCAUUGAGCCCCCUCCGAAGGACGAGCCCAAGCACGCGGAGAAGGAGCAGCAGGAAGGCGUCCCCAACAGUGACGAGGGAUACUGGGAUUCCACCACUCCAGGCCCCGAGGAAGACAGCACCAGCGGUGGCAAAAAGGCCAGCAUCCCCCGGGACAGCUACAGCGGAGAUGCACUCUACGACCUCUACGCCGACCCGGACGGAAGCCCAGCAGCCCUUCCUGCCAGCGAGGAGACGCCCUGCUUGUCCCGGUUAAAGCCCGUGUCUCCGGGCACCAUCACCUGCCCACUGCGAACCCCAGGCAGUUUGCUGAAGGACUCUAAAAUACCUAUCAGCAUCAAGCAUCUCGCGAACCUUCCAUCCAGCCAUCCUGUGGUGCACCAGCAACCAGCCAGGAGCGAGAUGCCCAGAACAAAAAUCCCGGUUUCCAAAGUGCUGGUCCGAAGAGUGAGCAGCCGGGGCUUGGCUGGGACCACCAUCAGGGCAGCGGCGUGCCACGACAGUGCCAAAAAGUUGUGAGGUCUCCCAGGCCGAGGUGCACGAGCCACAUGUCGAGGAAUACAACUUUUCCCUGGAAACCAGUAAAAUUAAGUUUUGCUUCCCCUAAAGAAAGUCUUUUAGGCCCUCCCUUGCUGCAGAGCCUCGACGGGGAGGCCUUUGUGCUGUGAGCAGGGGCAGGGGACACCAGAGAGAGCGAGGCUACACUUGGGAUUCUCCUCUCAAGAUAAGGCCCUGAGAAUUAUUUUCAAGCACUUUUUUCUUUUCUACCUUUUUAAAAGUCUUUUUUUUUUUCUUCAAUUUUUCCUUUAAUGCACUGAACACUUGGAAGUCACCUUUACUUGCCUUUGCAGAAAACAGGACUUCACCAAACCCAAGUUAGAGUCAUGGCAGGAUUAUCCGGCUGUGCCAUUGUCCAGAAGGCCUCUAGGAACCACUGCAGAACCAGAGCAGCUUCCCUCUCCCAGGACACAUUUCCUUCCUUCUUUCCUUUCCUUUUCUUUUCCAGGAAAAAAAAAAAAAAAGACCCUUUGCUGUAUCACUGUGUGGAAAACACCUACCAAGCUGAAAGCACCAGGUAUUUACCUGAUGAGCAGAGAGGAUCCUAGAUUGGCAGAAAGCUUCUCUGUGUUCAGUUGCUAGGUAUGCAAAUAGGUAUCUACCAUUAGGAAAAUAAAGGAGACUUUUUGGUUGGUUCAGAUGAUUUGUUUGGGGAGAAAUAAAAGGCUCAGCAAAGCAGGUUUUGGCAUUUCUUUAAACCUCCACCCAGUGCAGAAAUCAGGACCAGGGAAAGAUUCCAGUAAAUGCCAAUAGAUAGUCUUUUAUAAACUGAAACCUUCUAAUAUGAAGAUAAUGCAUAUUUUACAGUUUAUCCAGCUGUGAACAUUUUAUAAUCUGUCAAUAAUCUAGAAUAUAAAAUCUGGUCUUAUAGCUAGAUAUGAUGACUGUCCCCAAACCAUUGGUGUUCUUUUAUGUACUGUAAUGGGAAGCAAUUCUGGUUUUGUUUUAUAUGGGGUGUCCAGUUCUCAAAAACAAACAAACAAACAAACAAACAAACAAAAAAGCUAUUGUUUUGAUGUCUCAGAGGAAUGGCUCUGUGUUUUUUCCUCCAAAACCUAGUUUUCAGAGAUUUUUACCUUGGUUAUAAAAUUUUGGAUCCGACCAUUCUUCAAUAUGCUGAGUCCAAAAUGAGAAACACAUAAAGAAAAACAAUAGAAAGAUAUAGUUUUUCAUAUCAUUUGACUUUUGCUUUAUAGACUUAUGACUGAGACAAGUAUGUUCAGAGGAUGACAUUGGCAAGCUUAUGUAUUGUAAACACUAUAUGCCAAGAUUUUUUUUUUGAAAAGUGGCUUGCUUAUGUGUAUGUUUUCUAAUAUUUCAGAUGAAGCAUUUAUUUCAGAAAUGGUUAUUCUAUGCCUAGAUAGUUUGAAUGAGAAACUGAAGCAGUUCCUAGAAUGCUAUUAGUGUCUAAUGAUUAAAUUAAUAUCCUUUUUGAAAUGCACUUCGGUGUAUUUAAUCAAAAGACCAGAGCUUCUACUAGGAGCUGAUUCAUCGUAUCAGGAAGAUUAUUUGUAUUCAAGUGAAACUGCUACACAUAUGUAAAUGACAUGAACACUUCUGUAUAACUCUCAUCUUCCAGAGAGACUGCCUAAGUAAUGAACUGUUAUGAUGUGCUUUUUAAGUUUGUUUUCUGUUUUGUAAAGGAAAGAAGAAGGCUAGUUAAAUAUAUGAAAACCUAUUUUAAUAAAAUGAAGAAAGUAACAAAAUAAAUGGGCAUCAAAGGGAAACACAUUUGAGCCAGUAGCAGAAAACAGGCCAUUCCCCAUUUUAAAUUUGCAGUGAUUCAAUUAGCAGAGGUGGUAGAGGUUUGCUGAAUUUAUUUAUUAGUCAGAGGACUGGCUUUUAUUGCAUUGUCUCAGAUCCUUAAUGUUAUUUCAAAGUAAUGUUUUGAUACUUGAUUUCCUUGUGUGUGCAGAUGAGGCACUAUAUGCAGACAUAGCCUUAAGCAUUCUGAACACACCACCAGGAAUUCAUACAAGCACCUCACACUCACAACACGCUCGUGCACUCAACUGUGUGCAAACUAAUAGACAAAGACAGCUCCUGUAGAUUUGGAAAUAUUUUAGAGAUUAUUUCUGUCUUGAGAAAAGGAUUUAAAUUUGAUUUCAUGCUGAUAUUACUAUUUAGACACAAAAUACAUUCAUUUUCCCCCAGUGAAUGGAGAGAGAAUAAAUUUUAUUCCUAGCUGUAAAACAAAGGAUGUUUAUUUCCUUCUUGUGCAUUUUCCUGCAAGGGUUAUGUUCUCCUUUGCACGAGUCCACUGCAAAGUUAUGCUUGUUCGUUUGUUCAGUUGCACAGGAAAGUUAAGAGUACCUGAAGAACUGAUGAGAAUGGCUGGUAAAAGGAAGAGCAAUCUAUUUCUUAAGCCCUAGAAGAAACUGUCUUUGCUUUCACAAUUUUAGGACUUAUUUCUGCACUUACACCAUUAUGCUGUCUUUUCUUUGUAAGUAAAGGAAAGUGUUAGCAAAGUUUACCUUAAUUUCCCCUGACCUGCCUGUCAAUUAACAAGUUAUGAAGAAAUUAAAAAUAUUUUUUAAAAUUCUUUUUUCCAUCUUUUCCAUUUUUUUAAACCCUAUAUCUUUAUAAAUUGUGCUCAUACCGGUCAAAGAAAGGAUUUGAACAAUGAAAUAAAUGACCUCAAUCUCUUGGUGGGAAAUCACUGGCAGGAAGAGUGGAUUGUCAACCUUUUCUAACUGUGAAAAAGGGAUCUUAGUUGCUUUCUUGUGCCAAGGGCUACGUUCUCUCAUUUGUGUUCAUGGAGAUUAUUUUUUAGAAUUUUGCUAAAUUUACAUUCUAAUUUUUAGUAAUCCAUUAUCUAAUGAUCUUGUGGGGAUUAUACAGGCCCAUAUUUGCUGACUUUUUAGGGGAAGGAUUAGAUGCAGGCUAAUGACAUCUUUCCUGUGUAUGUAUGAUUCUAAGAUUCUUAGCUGAUUGGGUUUCUUUGGUCAAAGAGCUGCCCAAAUUAGAGAGGAAAAAGCCAAAUCAAUUGUUGGACCAGAAUUUAUCGGUCAGUUUGAUAGCACAAAGACAGCCUGACUUUAAUAUCUAUAUUACUCAUACAAUAUUACUUGAAACCCUCUGCUUUAGUACUCAUGGUGGUUGAUGCCUUUAUUCUCCCAUUAGCACCAAUUGGGAGAAAUUUUACUACAGCAUCUUAAAUAAUCAUAAGAGGACAUAGAUUUUCAUUAUUUUACCUAAUAACAACAAUGGAAUAUAGAACACCAAGGACUUCCUUUAAAUACAUUUUCCACAAACUAUCUGCCUAUUUAAAUAAAUUCUUUAACAUCUAUGAUAACCUUAAGGUUAUGACUUACUAAGUUUAAAGGGUUUAUUUAUUAAUCUCAGAAGUAGUACUCAAGUAUUUGCAUUUAAACGAAUAUGCAAAUAGCCCUUUGCUUACACAAUUAUCAAAGUAAAAAGAUGAUAUCAGGUGUCAAGAUUUCUUUGAUCUAAGAGUCCUCUCUGUCAGAUGAAUUUUCAAAGGAGAGUCUUUCCUGUUAGCUUGUGUGAGGAGGUUGAUUCCUGUAGCUCAUCAUGUUUGCCAAGUGCCCUCAGACAGCAGUGAGGGGACCCCUCACAUGGUGUUAGCAUGUUUGCACCAUCUGCAUGGUGGAAGCCAUUCUCUGCUUUCAGUGAUUCUGAAUUUCUCUCCUGAAUUACAAAUAUGUGGACUUGGCUACUCCGUGCUUGGCUUCCACUGAGAGAUGUUCCAGUGCACGCACAUAUGCUCUGCUCCCCUUACUGUUGUGAAAUUAAUUCAAGUACUUCAUGCUAUUAAACGUCACCAUUGCCUCUUCUUGCCACUGAGGAGAUAGCCAGCUAAACGUAUCUGGGUGAAAUAACAGGAGUCAGCCAAAUACCUCAUCAGCUAACCCAGUUCCCCUCGCCCCCUCUCUAGGCAGAUCCAGAAAUAAACAACACAGUUCUUAAGUUGUGUAACCUCAGCCUUAGAAAUUUCCGACUUAUUCCACGAAACUAUUUGUGAAAGAGUUUGGAGCCAAAGGGUUAGUAUGGCAGACCAGUCUCUCACACAGCCUGAGCGAGGAAGCAGAAAACAAGCGUGUGCUCCGGGAAAGGCAGCAAGCUAUAGCACCGUCCGGGUGGCGUGUGAGUGCAGAGCCACCGCGUCUUGCUCCGGAGACUUCCUGAUGGCUGUGUGGAUUCCUUCUCAGAGAGCCUUUCACUGUGAUAGCGGUUUAAAGGAGACAGUUUCUUGCAACAGUAGCCACUUAUAAGGAAUGUUAAUAUCUCACUGCAGAUAACGUAUUCUAAGAGGUGAUUCAGAAAGAUACUUUCAUGAUUAUGGAAAGGAGUUCCUUCUCAAACUGCAAACGGAAAGAUUAAAACAGUCACGAAGCCUCUAGAACUGAAAUUGGGCACCUUUUAUGACUGGCAUUUACUUUAAUCCAACGCAACACAUAUUUAUGGGGCAUAUGCUGUAUCUGAUACUAAAUAAAAAAACAUUCAGUUUGGAGCUCAC
Microcebus murinus (gray mouse lemur) is the source of this 7751-nucleotide messenger RNA. It is a transcript of the gene AMER2, whose product is annotated as APC membrane recruitment protein 2. Lineage: Eukaryota; Metazoa; Chordata; Mammalia; Primates; Cheirogaleidae. The record is from RefSeq and is a predicted model, not a curated record. Gene Ontology annotation, molecular function: beta-catenin binding; phosphatidylinositol-4,5-bisphosphate binding. Gene Ontology annotation, cellular component: plasma membrane. Gene Ontology annotation, biological process: regulation of canonical Wnt signaling pathway.